AUUUCGCUCGACAUGUAGUAAUGGGAGUUUGGUAAAACCGUGCGGUCGCGAACAAUGUUUAGAUUUUAAAUAACUCGGCUAUAGUCAUGAUUAAGUGCACUGUAGUUUUAAUUGUAGUUAUAGAGUUUGUAUAUACUUUAGCUGGUAACAAUGAUAAUAUAAGGGCUCAUCCCGCGUGGAAGUUGCUACAGCAGUUCGAAUGUGGCGACAGUGCGGCGGACCGGAUCAUUGGCGGGUUCAACGCCGGACUCGGCCAGUUUCCAUGGAUAGCUCGCCUCGGGUACACAAGCGAAGACGAGCCAGAGAUAGAUUGGAUGUGCGGCGCCGUGCUCAUCACCAACCGGCACGUGGUGACCGCCGCUCACUGCAUCACAGAUGAGGAUACAGGGUACAAAUUGUCCUUCGUCCGCUUGGGCGAACACAACACGGAGACAGACCCCGACUGUCAGCUGCACGUCUGCGCGCCGAAGGUCCAGGAUCGGAAGCCUAAGGUCAUUACACCUCAUGCCAACUUCAACAACCCGGCCUUCCAGAACGACAUCGCUAUCAUCACUUUGGAUAGUCCUGUGCAAUUGCAUGAUUACGUGGCGCCAAUCUGCCUGCCAUACAGCGACGAGCAACUAGUGCCGUUGCCCCUGGGUGAAAUGUUGACAGUUGCCGGCUGGGGCAAGAUGAACAUGACCACGGAGGAGCGGGCAAAGAUCUUACAAUACGUUCAGAUUCCAGUAGUGGAAAAGUCAGCAUGCAACCUAUUCGGGAAGACGUUCAAGAUGACCGCGAUGCAGAUUUGUGCAGGUGCCAUACAUAAUAAGGACGCAUGCGGAGGCGACUCCGGAGGACCCGUCAUGAAGGUGUUUGACAAUGACGAGGGACCUAAGAAUUAUCUCAUCGGAGUGGUAUCCUUCGGACCGACGAUUUGCGGCAUCAAGAAACCAGGCGUCUACUCAUCGUCAGUGGAAUAUCUCAGAUGGAUUUUAGACAACAUAAUGGCGACUUCAAACGAGUCCGACGUACCGCCAGCGAGCAGUGCAGUGUCCGAGGUUUGGCGAGCCGACCGCCCGCGUCAGACCACUUCAAUAACAAACAAUAUGUUUAUAUCAUUUAUAACCCGAACUUGCUUACUUCUUGCCGUCCUCGAAUCGGCGAAGACACAGAACGUUCAAGGAUCCAAAACAUGCAAGAUAAGUGACGACAUAGAAGGAGAGUGUAUUUUGCUACAAAAAUGUCCUCGAGCAUUGGAUUUGCUUAAGUUAAAUGACAUUAAAUCUUUAAGGAAUCUCACUUGUGGAUAUGACAAGCUGGAUGCAAAGGUAUGCUGCGUUACGAACAAAACCGACGGAAUAUCUAUCACCUUCAACACGACUAAAGAUACCGCCACCAGUAGACCUGAAGGCGGUAUAUCUAAUACUCAUAAAGUACCUCCAGAUCCGGUAGCUACCUUCCCUCCCACCACUCCGGUACCAACAGAAUCACAUACAACUAAACUAGUUUACUCGACUACAUUCGUUCCAACAACAACACAUAAACAGAAGAAAACAAAUGCGCCCCAUCAUAACAAUGAAUUUGAUGUGCCAACACUACCACCAUCUUCAGCUUUCACUUUCCGUCCACCAGUGAUACCCACGCGACCACCACCCGUUCUACGGCCACAAGAACAACCUUCCAUUGAAACAGCUAGUGAAACCAACCCAACAUUUGACAAUCCGCUAGGAAUCGAUACAAACAUCCCAUCCAGAUUUCCAGUCGAAGAACCAGACCAAAGCUGGCUACCAGAAGUUUCUGGUGAUGUAACAGAGCAAAUGGAUCGUUUCCCUGUAUUGCAGCGUCCCGUCAAACUGCCAAGUCGGAAUGAGUGUGGACUUGAAACAUCCGACAAAAUUUUCGGUGGGCAAAUAACAGGACUUGACGAGCUGCCAUGGCUGGCUCGCAUCAAAUAUCAGAUGAAGUCGAAAGAGAUCUACGCGUGCCAUGCGUCCCUGAUUACAGAACGUUUCUUAAUCACUGCUGCGCACUGUGUAGUCAACCAGCAAAUAAUAGACGUUCGUCUGGGUGACUGGGACGCUGAGACAGAAAUUGACUGCAUUCAGGAUGACUGCAACGAUCCGCCUGUGGAUGUUAAAAUCGAUGCAACCUUCGUACACCCUUCGUAUAAUAGACGAACACUAGUUGGUGACAUAGCUUUAUUGCGGCUAGCACGUCCGGUUAAUUUUACAGAGUUUAUCCGGCCAGUCUGCUUACCGAAUACAGAAUACAUAGCACGAAUAGAUUACGAUCCCGAUAAUGAAUAUUUAACUGGUGGCUGGGGUAAAACAGAGUUUGAAACGAGGGCCGUAGUUAAAAGAAAAAUCAGACUAACGGCUGUACCAAUGCCAACCUGCAGGGCGGCCCUGCGACAGAUGUCUGACCAGCUUGCCGCCAGCGCCAUCUGCGCUGGUGGGAGAAAGGGCGAGGAUAGCUGCUCCGGAGACUCUGGCAGCUCCCUCGUCCGGCUGGCCAGUGAGAACCGCCGUUUGAACUGGUUCCUCUUUGGGGUAACCAGUUUCGGAUCGAGUAGAUGCGGCUCUGAAGGAAUACCGGGCAUCUAUUCGCGAGUAACGUAUUAUAUGGAUUGGAUUCUGAGCAUUCUUGCAUUGUAACAGAGAAUAGAUUAAUACAUAUUUAAUACGUAAAGUAUGAACGGAAAGUUUGUGAAAACGCAUAAGUGCGUAUGUAAACCACGUAAGUACAGUCAGCAGCAGAAGUUGCUAAGCGGGCCACCCGGCACACCCGUUAAAAAUGAUUUUGACGCGACUUUAUUGUUAAGAUAAUAAGAGCGUGUCAAGGUAAUUUUGAACACCUCGCCCGCUUAGCAACUUCUGCUGUUGACUGUACGCAUGUAUGGAUGUAGAUGUAAGUAAUUUUGCCAUACAACCACUACGUUGGAGUAAGUUCAAUGCCGAUGUAAUAAAUAUACCUUUUGUCGUGUGCGGUUGACGGAAUGCACGAAGGUGAGACGUCCUUAGCAUUCAAAGGGUUAAAGAAAUACUCGUACUUGUAACUAAUGAAGUAAUGAGAUUAUUGUGAAACCUAGACAACCUAGUACAGUAAACAUGCUGAAUUAAUCGUUCAGAUUGUAAGCGUAUAGUCAGCGUGUAACGGGCGGGAUGUUCAAAAUUAUAUUGACGCGACUUUAUUGUUAAGAGAAUAAGGUAAUUUUGAACACCUCGCCCGCUUAGCAACUUCUGCUGCUGACUGUACAAUAAUUCAAUGAGAUAUGAAAUAAAAUAAUUUAAAGAUU
This is a messenger RNA of Cydia fagiglandana, 3277 nucleotides long. RefSeq lists its product as uncharacterized. Bases 87 to 2636 code for a protein of 849 amino acids. Gene Ontology annotation, biological process: proteolysis. The transcript is spliced from 14 exons. Lineage: Eukaryota; Metazoa; Arthropoda; Insecta; Lepidoptera; Tortricidae. The record is from RefSeq and is a predicted model, not a curated record. Gene Ontology annotation, molecular function: serine-type endopeptidase activity.